AGCUCAUUGUGCGGAGUGAUCUGAUACGGACUACACCCAGCCGCUGCCUGCUUGCAUUGGCUUUCUUAGCUGCCCGAGCCUUGACGUUGGAGAACGUCGAAGUGUGGGUCAGAUUGGAAACACUAAAUUCGUCUGUAGGCCUUUCCGUGUCGGCUAUCUCUGGCAACCUUAUUUUCGAGGCUGUAGGGAGUUUUAUAUUUCACCAGUUCCUUGAAGAUGUCUUGGCAAAACUACAUUGAUAACCUGAUGGCCGAUGGCAGCUGUCAGGAUAGCGCCAUUGUUGGGUACACGGAAGCCAAAUAUGUUUGGGCAGCACAUGCCGGUGGUACUUUUAACAACAUAACGUCUCAAGAAAUUGAUGUCAUUGUUGGAAAGGAUAGAGAGACCUUCUUCACCAACGGUCUCACUCUGGGCUCAAAGAAGUGCUCAGUCAUAAGAGACAGCCUCCAGGUUGACAAUGACUGGACAAUGGACAUCAGGACAAAGAGCCAAGGAGGAGAGCCUACAUACAAUGUCUCUGUGGGAAGGGCUGGAAAAGUAUUGGUUGUAAUCAUGGGAAAGGAAGGGGUCCAUGGCGGACAGCUCAACAAGAAAGCAUUUAGCAUGGCUGAUUACCUGAGGAAGUCUGGAUAUUAAGCAACCUCUCCACCCAUCCAUCUACCUAGCAGCUCACUCCCACUCACCCCAUUGUGUUGACAGUACUUUUGGGAUUAGAUACCAUGCAAUGUUACUUCCUCUCCACAGUUGACUUUUAUAUACAACCUUGUUUUUGUUUAUUUUGUCCCACCACCUUUUUUUUUUUUUUUUUUUUUUUUAAACCUUCCCCACUUUAACAUUGUACUUAACACUCACUGUUUUUGGCACUACAGUAAUGGCAUGUUCAUUGAAAUGGUUUAAAUGUAUAUUUACCAAAAGAGAAAAUGUGCAAAAAAAAAAAAAAAAAAAAAGUUCGAAGGUGUAAUAAAAAAUGUAAAACAAAUUUGGACUCGCCUUGUAUAAACAUUCACUUA
Molecule: messenger RNA, 1010 nt
Organism: Myripristis murdjan (pinecone soldierfish)
Lineage: Eukaryota; Metazoa; Chordata; Actinopteri; Holocentriformes; Holocentridae
Product: profilin-2-like
Exons: 3
Coding region: 217-636 (139 amino acids)
Biological process (GO): actin cytoskeleton organization; regulation of actin filament polymerization; positive regulation of actin filament bundle assembly
Cellular component (GO): cytoplasm
Molecular function (GO): actin binding
Source: RefSeq, a predicted model, not a curated record